GGUAAUUAGUAAACCACUGAAGCUAGCAGGCCACAACAACUGUUUGGACAAGAAAAUAUCAGAUCCCACAUAACCUGUAGUCAUACUGUGUGUGGCUCCUGUCAUCAUGCAACACCUGGGCAGGUCUCAGGUCUAACUGUGGCAUUCUCAGUCGUUGAAACUCACCUUGUGAGACUGGUAUGGCUAGUUUCACCCAGUUUGGCCUCUCCACCUAUCACUUGUCUUCAAAGUUACCAGCGAGCAGAAAAGUGCACUCACUACAUUUUGAGCUGCCUGAGACACUUCCUCUUUUCCAUCAUAGUUAGGAUGGUUGAGCUGCCUGUUGGAAAAUUUACUGCUGCUCUCGGUGGAAACUGAAAAACUGUUAGACUUUGUCAGGCAAUUCAGCAGAGGUCAACUGAACAGGUAUCGUACAAGAUGGAUGGCAAGAAAAAGAACUUCUUGGAGAACUUUCGUCUGAAAGCUAAGUUGCUCAAUCUGAAGAAGCCAGGUAGGAAGGCACUUGCCAAGCAAGGGAGGAAUCUGGCCCAUCGGCGCAGUAUUUCCGUACCUGACCUAAGGUUGGUGCCGGGUGAAGCAUUUUCUACAGAGAAUGCCUUGGUGUUCAAUGACUCUGAUACCAUCUCCUCCAUUGGCAUCUCUCCCCGUCUGAGUGAUACUGAUUCUAUUGCAAGUGGAUCAAUAGUUGAUGGGCCAUCUUUCACAGUCCCAGAAAUCACACCCCUGGAAGAUUCAGAAACUACACUCAGGGUUCCUACAGAUCGCUCAGCUGCAGCGGUUAAUAGAAAAAGUGCACCAGUAGAAACACUGGGCCUUUAUGAGGAAAUCAGUGAUACGAUGAAUUCAGGCUCAGAGAACAAGGUAAACUUGUAUGCACAAGUUAAUAAAAGGGCACAUGUAUCUAAAUUCACUUUUGACCCUAUUCCUGCACCAAGAUCUGUUUUAAGCAACGCACAAGUUCUUUCACCAAGACCAGACCUUGCAGAGAGAGAGAGCCUGUCUGGUGAAGACGCUCCAGCAGAGAGAGUGGUUUCAGGUAGCCUCGCUGCAGCAUUGGCCAGAGCAAACUCACUGGGAGAACAAAUGAGCCCAUACGUAGAAAGGAGGACCACAUCAUUUGAGCAGAGAAACCCAUCAUCUGAAAAAGGGAAUCCACCAACAAAAAGACAAACUGUUCCUCCAGAUAGCAUGCCUCUGACAUUAGAUACCAUGGGUGUUCCUUUGGAGAACGCAGAUGGUACCUCCCUGGACUCUGCCUGUGGCACCCCUAGUGAGGAGCGAGUCAACCUGCCCUGGACGACAGACUCAGAGGAACUGGACCGGGAACCCUGGUCUCCCUUUUCGAGAGAUUUCUCCACAGAAGAAGCUCUGCUGGAAGAGGCUCAGCACGAGGAGGCCCUGGACGAAAUAGCAGCGCUGUCCAGUGAACAGUUGGACUUCUUUGACGAAAAUUCGCAAGAUCCCUUAGAAAGCUCUAUGACAACAGGGCCUGAGGGCCCAACACCUCUUCCAUGCCAGAGAUACCUCCUGAACAUCAACUUAAAGCGGGGAAAGAACCUGGUCAUCAGAGACAAGCGCUCCGGCACCAGUGAUCCUUACGUGAAGUUCAAACUCGAAGGAAAACAGUUCUAUAAAAGCAAAGUGGUUUAUAAAAGCCUGAACCCGCGCUGGAAUGAGUCCUUCUCUCAUCCUCUGCGAGAUCGAGCGCAUGCUGUGGAAGUUCGUGUCUAUGAUAAAAACCGGACCAGUGACGACUUCAUGGGUUCCGGCUCUGUUUCCCUGAGAAAUCUUCAACUGUACAAAACCUAUGAAAUGGAGCUGCCCCUUAAUGAUCCCAAAAGUAAAGAAGAUGACAUGGGAGUUAUCAUUGUUGAAGUCUGCUUAAUGUUCAGAGAUGCCACCAUCAAAAGAAGCCCUAGAUGGCCAGUAAAGAAGAAUAAGCAGAACCAGGCCACACCAUCCCAGCGUCCAGCUGAGCCGCAGAAGAAAAACCAGAUGUGGACCGGGGUGCUUGGUAUCACCUUGGUGGAGGGACAGGACCUGCCGCAGUAUGGCCACGGGGACAUUUACGUCCGCUUCCGCCUUGGUGAUCAGAAGUACAAGAGCAAGAACCUUUGCAUUCAGGCCAAUCCCCAGUGGAGGGAGCAGUUUGACUUCAAUCAGUUUGAAGAUAACCAGGAACCUCUGCAGGUGGAGGUGCUCUCAAAGAGAGGGAGGAAGGGUGAGGAAUCAUGGGGGAUGUUUGAGAUUGACCUAUCAAGACUUUCACUUAAUGAGAGGCAGCUCUACACUCAUGUGUUGGACCCAGGAAAGGGCAGGCUAGUUUUUCUGGUCACCCUGAGACCCUGCUGGGGAGUCUCCAUCACUGACAUCGAAACAGCUCCCUUGGAAAAGCCGGAUGAGAAAGACACAAUAGCGGAUAGAUUUAGCUUAAAGAACUCACACAAAUGUGUGGGGGAGGUUGGCUUCCUUCAGGUCAAGGUUAUAAAGGCAAAUGAUCUCCCUCCAACAGACCUCAAUGGAAAAAGCAACUCAUUCUGUGUUAUUGAGCUUGGUAACAGCAAACUUCAAACUCACACAGUUUACAAGAGUGUCAAUCCGGAGUGGAACAAAGUUGUUACAUUCCCAAUUAAGGACAUUCAUGAUGUGGUAGAGUUGACUGUCCUUGAUGAAAAUGGAGACAAAACCCCAAACUUUUUGGGGAAAGUGGCCAUUCCCUUACUGAGUGUUCAGAAUGGGCAGCAGAUAUGUCUGCUCUUGAAGAAGGAACACUUGGGAAGUGCAUCCAAAGGAACCAUCACACUGGUGCUGGACAUUCUCUAUAAUAAAGUCAGGGCUGGCAUCAGAACUUUCCAACCAAAGGAGACAAAAUUGAUAGAGGAAAACGUGAAGUUCUCCAAAAAGGUUCUUGCCCAGAAUAUAUACCGGGUUCGAAAAAUCAGCACAGCAGUUCUGUACACGUUACAGUACAUUAAAAGCUGUUUUCAAUGGGAGAGCACGCAACGGAGUCUAAUAGCCUUUCUGAUCUUCCUUGUGACGGUGUGGCACUUUGAGCUCUUCAUGCUGCCCCUCUUCCUGCUUCUGCUCGUCGGCUGGAACUACUUCCAGCUCACCACGGGGAAGGCCAGCUCCAACCAGGACCUGGUGAACAUGAGCAUGGGUGACGAAGAAGAGGAAGACGAGAAGGAAUCUGGAAAAAAGGGUUUGAUGGAUAAGAUACAUAUGGUGCAGGAAGUGGUGCUGGUCGUCCAGAACGUUUUGGAAGAACUCGCAAACACUGGAGAGCGAAUCAAGAACAUCUUCAACUGGUCUGUCCCCUUCAUGUCAUGUCUGGCCUGCUUGGUUCUGUUUGUGUCAACAGCACUAUUAUAUUUUAUCCCACUGCGUUAUAUUGUGCUGAUAUGGGGCGUUAACAAAUUUACCAAGAAGCUGCGCAACCCAUAUGCUAUUGACAAUAAUGAAAUACUGGAUUUCCUCAAGAGGGUGCCUUCUGAUGUUCAAAAGGUGCAGUACAGCGCGCUGAGGGCGCCCACCAGCCAGAGCCAGCAACGGAAGAAAAGGUAGGCUCCGCGGACAUGCUGGAUGAAAGGCUGGUCUCCCUUUGAAUAUAGUACGACGCAGUCUACCUGACAACAAUGCUCCAGUGCUAGCAGAGCCCAUGACCCUGUGCACCCCACCAUACCACCCUAACUCUGCCCCCUGCUGCUGAGGGGCAGCCAGCCACUCUCUGGCUUGUGUGUUUGCCACCCCCCUGACAGGGGCUGUGAACUGCAGCAGCUAGGAGGGCAGCACAUGGUGCUGUCAAUCACAAGCCUGGAGGUUAAGAAAAGAGAGCUCAGCCUUCAUCUUUGGAUAUAAUUUAGAAAAGGAAUGAAAAGCGUCGGGUUUGGUUUACCUUAGACUUCCACUAUUUUGCCUUUUUUUUGACUUUGGGGAAACUGAGAAAUUUGCCUUAAGGUGAAGUUAAUACAAGCUUAACAGUUUACUGAAAACAAACCAUGGCAAAAUUUCUUUAUCCAUCUGUUAUUAUAUUUAAAGGUUAAGAGGUCAUAUAUAUUGCAGAUAUUUAAAUAAUCAGGGAGAAGUCAUAUGUUUUGUUGCACAUUUAACAUUUUAGGACAGAGUACUGAAUUCUUUAAUUGUUUAUAAUAUAAUGCUGUCAGCUUUCUUAAUUUGAUCUCAGAAACAAAUAUAUAUUUAUGUACUGUAUGUGUAUUAAUUCUCUGGCUGACUAUUUUUUAAGGAAAGUUUCUGUGUUUUAUGUCAUGUUAGACUGAUUGAUUUGAGAGUUUAUUUUUACUCAAUAUCAUGUCUGUGUCAUCCAAUGCAGAAUUUGCAAGAAUCCUGACUAAAUAAUCUUGAUCAGUUUGA
Molecule: messenger RNA, 4371 nt
Organism: Lates calcarifer (barramundi perch)
Lineage: Eukaryota; Metazoa; Chordata; Actinopteri; Centropomidae
Gene: mctp2a
Product: multiple C2 domains, transmembrane 2a
Exons: 24
Coding region: 418-3564 (1048 amino acids)
Biological process (GO): regulation of neurotransmitter secretion
Cellular component (GO): synaptic vesicle membrane
Molecular function (GO): calcium ion binding
Source: RefSeq, a predicted model, not a curated record